Messenger RNA from Magnolia sinica, 1512 nucleotides. Its product is annotated as PTI1-like tyrosine-protein kinase 3. Gene Ontology annotation, molecular function: ATP binding; protein tyrosine kinase activity. Gene Ontology annotation, biological process: protein phosphorylation. The record is from RefSeq and is a predicted model, not a curated record. Lineage: Eukaryota; Viridiplantae; Streptophyta; Magnoliopsida; Magnoliales; Magnoliaceae. The transcript is spliced from 8 exons. The coding region runs from base 264 to 1355 and encodes 363 amino acids.
AUAAGUAUUAAAAAUAAAUAAAUAAAUAAAAAUAAAAAAUCACAAUAUAAAUAUUCCUCCGCUGCUUUCUUCCCUCCCAUUCUCCAUUCUCUCUCCUCCUUCAAAAUAUCCAUCUUUCCCUCUCUCUCUCUCUCUCUCUCUCUCUCUCUCUCUCUCUCUGAUUUACAAAACCAUAGAAAACAGAGAUCUUCCUCAUCUACAGAGAAAUCAGGUUUUGCCUGAAAUUUGUCUAACAAGUUAGAUAAACUAUAAAGAACGAUAGAAUGAGGCGGUGGCUCUGUUGUAUUCGUCAACCUGAAAACUCUUACAUACUCACCGACAAUGAAAUUGAGAAAAGCCCUUGGGGCCAUGGUGAUGGUAGCGAAAGAGGCUCAAAGCUGUUUAGUGAACCAAACACAGCACCACCAAUUGAAGUACCUGAACUAUCUUUAGAGGAACUAAUAGAAAAGACUGACAACUUUUCAUCAACGUCGUUGAUUGGUGAAGGGUCUUAUGGUAGAGUAUAUUAUGCAGCCUUAGACGGUGAAAAAGCUGUGGCAAUAAAAAAGCUUGAUGUUACAGCUGAGCCUGUGUCCAAUGAUGAGUUUUUGACCCAGGUUUCAAAGGUCUCCAGAUUGAAACAUGAAAAUUUUGUUCAGUUGCUGGGUUACUGUGUUGAAGGAAAUGUCCGCGUGCUAUCGCAUGAGUUUGCAACCGUGGGUUCUCUGCAUGACAUUUUGCAUGGUAGGAAAGGAGUUCAAGGUGCACAACCUGGCCCAACCCUUGAUUGGAUGCAGAGAGUGAGAAUUGCUGUUGAUGCAGCAAGGGGAUUGGAGUACCUGCACGAGAAGGUUCAACCUUCUAUAAUACACAGGGACAUAAGAUCAAGCAAUGUGCUCCUGUUUGAGGACUUCAAAGCCAAAAUUGCAGAUUUUAACCUUUCUAAUCAGGCUCCUGACAUGGCUGCCCGUCUUCAUUCUACCAGAGUCUUGGGAACCUUCGGUUAUCAUGCACCAGAGUAUGCCAUGACUGGUCAGUUGACACAGAAAAGUGACGUGUAUAGCUUUGGUGUCGUUCUUCUGGAGCUUCUGACUGGCAGGAAACCUGUGGAUCAUACAAUGCCACGAGGGCAGCAGAGUCUCGUUACUUGGGCAACCCCAAGGCUGAGUGAGGAUAAAGUUAAACAAUGUGUGGAUCCAAAGCUAAAGGGAGAGUAUCCGUCAAAAGGAGCUGCGAAGCUAGCUGCUGUGGCAGCACUAUGCGUGCAAUACGAAUUCGAGUUUCGGCCGAACAUGAGCAUCGUCGUCAAGGCACUCCAACCUCUCCUCAUGCAGAAGCCUUACGCUCCAGCCCCUGCUGUUGCUCCUGAGUCUUAAGACAUGAAAUCAGCACCCCAUUUUUUUUCUCACUUGUAUCAAAAGCCGCUGAUGUGCAUGUCUUGGUUUACAUUGCCAGCAGAUUAGCUGGUUGAUUUAUUAUUCUUUUUAUUUAUUUAAAUUCAAUAUGGGAUUUGGAUGGUCAUCUUACAUUGCA